CAUUGAAAUAGACACUCCAAUGGCCAAAUAUGCUCUGGUUAGCGUCUUUAUCCUCUUUCUCAACUUGGCCACUUUGCUUUCUUCUCUUGCUUGCCCCUAUUGUCCUUACCCAACUCCACCCUCUAAGCCACCCAAGUAUCCUCCCAAGCUCCCACCCAAACAUCCUCCAAUUGUAAAACCACCGCCUCACCCUAAGCCACCACGGCCUCCCGCCGUCCCCAAACCUCCCCACGUGCCUAAACCACCGAUCACUUUCCCACCACCAAAGCCUCCGGUGACCCCAUCACCACCCCACUAUCCAAAACCACCUGUCACUCCAUCACCACCAACUGGAACACCAUGUCCUCCUCCUCCUCCACCACCCCCGGUUCCAUGUCCACCUCCACCGUCAAAGCCAGAGACUUGCCCCAUUGACACUCUCAAGCUAGGAGCAUGUGUUGACAUCCUAGGUGGUCUAGUGCAUAUUGUUAUUGGCAGUAGCGCUAAGGACGCUUGCUGUCCAGUGCUUCAGGGUCUUGCAGACUUGGAUGCUGCUUUGUGUCUUUGCACAACAAUUAAAGCUAAGCUUCUGAAUAUCAAUAUUAUUAUACCCAUUGCACUUGAGGUCCUCGUUGAUUGUGGCAAGACUCCGCCGCUGGGAUUCAAGUGUCCGGCCUAAGGCACUCACCGUCGGUCUUGAGCAGCAGGAUGAUGAUGGGAUUUUGUGGCACUACACAAGUGUACUUUGGAAGCGAGGCUUUUGUCACUGCUAGCUAACUAGUAAAUGGAUCCACAUCUCAGAAUCUGUUACUUUGUGUUUGUUCUAAACAUCAUGUACGCUUAUAUAUAAGUUUAUUAAUCAAAUAUAUACUACUUGUUGCUAAA
Molecule: messenger RNA, 864 nt
Organism: Manihot esculenta (cassava)
Lineage: Eukaryota; Viridiplantae; Streptophyta; Magnoliopsida; Malpighiales; Euphorbiaceae
Product: 36.4 kDa proline-rich protein
Exons: 2
Coding region: 20-658 (212 amino acids)
Source: RefSeq, a predicted model, not a curated record